CAAAACUUUCAAAUUAACAGAAGCAAAAUAGAGCGCUGUGGUCCCGGGUAUUGAUCUUGGAGGAAGAAUUUCUGUCUCGUACCUUACUAGUAACCGUCAGGUAUCCAUCAAAAACACAAAGGAGAAACAAGGCUUGACCGCCAACUCUGUUAUAAUCCAUAUUGAUUCGUCUUUUGUUGCACGCUUUUCUUUUACAAUCGUUCGUUUUGGUUUUUUGGUCACCGGUUAUUCGUGAUCAUCCUCUGCCAAUUUUAUUUUUUUAGGUGCUGCUUUUUUGGAUUUUUUUGUUUGAACAUUUGUUCUCCUAGUUUUUUUACAUGUCGAGUUUUGUUAUUCCCACAAUCAGAACCGUUUCUGAUGAAUUCACGGUUUCAGCCAAAGCACCUCCUUCAAAAAAGCAGAAGACAAAAGCUACUGGCUCAAAAAAAUCCACGGUUUCCCUUGCAAUUGACACAGGAUGUGUCCUGCAUGAAACAAAUCUGCUCUUAAGAACGGCCCUCGUUUGGCGGAUUGCUGGUCUUUUAUUGACAUUUAAUGUCACGGAGGUGAUUUUAGUUGAACCCAAGAAAGAAGCCGCUGGUGCAUUAGAAGUAAAAAACUGCACCGAGUUCGUGGAAACACUGCUCUCCUACUUAGAAGCACCUCCGUACUUACGAAAGGCGUUAUUUCCUCUUAACCCUGCGUUACGGUUCACAAGCUCGUUUCCACUGCUCGCAUUUCCUCAUCACAGUACGCUUACAACUUCGGCACAAAGCGUACGUUACCGUGAGGGCGUUGUCGAGGGAAGCGAGCCAUAUGUUCGUAAUAAAACGCUUGUUUAUGCAGGCUUGGACAAGCCAGUCCGUGUGCCGGGAAAGUAUCCGAGAGGGACUCGUGUCACGGUCAGUCUGAAACAAGUACCCAAAAAGACAGCAAAGUCGUCCUUAAACAGCGAUUGCUUUGAAGGCGAUGUUGUUUCCAGCUCGGCACCAAGAGAAAAAGGCGGUUUGUAUUGGGGAUACACCAUUCGGCGAGCUCAGUCUUGGAAAGAUGCCGUUUCUUCAUGCUCGUAUAAAGGCGGUUAUAGCCAUGUAAUCGGUAUAGACCGUACAAUUCCAUCGUCGACGGGAAACGUCUUCGGUGAAUUACAAAACCCCAAACACACCUUACUUCUGUGUUUUCUUUCCAAGCCCGGGAAGGAACAGUUAAGCGUUGUCACUCACUCCACAAAUCCACUUCCCUUUGCCCUUGCCAGUCCUUCCUAUGAGCAGUGCAUAAGCAGUGCCCUGACUGAGCUAUGUACACUAAGAAAAGAAUAAUAGUGAAUACAGG
Messenger RNA from Schizosaccharomyces japonicus yFS275, 1311 nucleotides. RefSeq names its product DUF171 family protein. The transcript has 2 exons. NCBI's taxonomy places the organism in Eukaryota, Fungi, Ascomycota, Schizosaccharomycetes, Schizosaccharomycetales, Schizosaccharomycetaceae. The record is from RefSeq and is a predicted model, not a curated record. Bases 318 to 1298 code for a protein of 326 amino acids.